AUGCGUGCAUUUUUUACCAAAGAUGCCUCAAAACCCGCCUCCAAAUUCAGACGAGAAAUAUCCGAACAACACGGCAUGCGUUUUCACCAAAGACGCCUCCAAAUUUACACGAGGAUAUCCAAACAACACGCGUGCGUUUUUACCAAGACGCCUCAACCAGCCUCCAAAUUAGACCGGAAAUAUCCGAACAACACGCGUGUGUUUUUUACCAAAGACGCCCUCAGCUCAGAAUCGCCUAGCACUUACAGAGACACUGUCAUGCCGUAUGACAUGGAUGCUGGGGAAGAUUUCGAGGCUGAGAUUACUGCCAUCUCGGAUGAUUCUGAUUCUGAUGGAUCUGAUGGUGAAGUAUCUGGGAGCGACUUGGAUGCAGUAAGGACGGUCCUGGCUGUCCCUGGGCCAGAUGCACAAAUGCAUGAUGUUCGAAAGGCCCUUGCGGUAGCCCAGCAAGCUUACCAUGCAACACGUUCUGAACUACGGGUCCUCAAGAAACAGUAUCUCACUCUUUCAUCUGCAAUUCCUGCUCGCAGCCGCAACCGCAUGCUCAAGAAGACGUCUCCACUGGAUUCCAGCAUCACCCACCAAGGACAGAAGUAUACCCUGUUUAGUCAUUUCUGGGUCAUAAACGGUCUGUUUCCGACUUCUCCUCAACCUGCUAAUGUCGACCCACGCGCCGCUACACGUUGGAGCUCUCCCGAUGCGAAGCUUAAAGGUGCAAUGGCUGAGCUGUAUCAGAUCAUACCUAAAGACUUGCACACCUCCAUGGAAACCUAUCCACGUUUCGGAUCAUUGUUUCGUUCGGCAGUCAGCUCCGAGAGGUCAAACAUUCUGCACAGUAUCAAGGAUUGUGCAGGUGUUAUAUUCUCUCCUUUCAAGCUCGACCCCAGCAUCUUUGCCGACCAGCCUUCCAAAAAGCAGGACAACAAGGAUCUCCUUGUCCUGCUCAAGAGGAAUGGAGAGGGCGAUUACAUCCGCCUUGCACCUGUGCUAUUUGCGAAGCCCAAUGCUAUGUCAGCCGAUGAUUUCCUCAAGUCUCCAGUGCUCGUCAAAAUUAUUCGCGUUGAAGUGUAUGGAAAGGCGAUACUUGGUGGGAAGACAAGGGGCCAUCCAAAGGGCAGGGGUCUGCGAAUGGGUGCGCAGAGUGUUACUGAGGGUAUGAUUGCUGGCGCUGCUAUAUUGGCACGUUUCUUGUUAACGCACGAUACCGAGCUCACUGCGACCGGAGCAGAGACGAAGAUCGAUUACCAGAAGGAUUACGACUUCUAUCUGGAACGCUUAUUCAAAAGCUCUCCAUGGGCAAUUGGCGUGAUGGAAUACUUCAAUAAGGAAGUUUUCAACACCCGUGCAGCGCUAUUGAGUGCACCCGCAUCCGUUGUACCCUCUGCCUCCAUCCCUCGCACCUGGGAAGAUGACCUAUUGGAGGAAUUGGAUAAUCCUGUUGCUCGUGCACCCUCGCCAACUCUUCCUCACCUGCAGAUCCUACCACCCAGGAUGACUGUAUCAUUGUCUCAACAUCAAUGUCAAUCAGCCAGCCACGUGCCAGGCGUGUCUUCUACGCAGCUACAGGUGGAUGUUACGCAGACUGAACCAGCAGGUGGAAAAGCAUGGCGUCGGGGUCGUAUUUCAGCUCAGCCUGUCCCUGCUGCUGUACCAGAUGUUCCGAAACCCAAACGCAUUAGCACACGCAGCAAGAAACCAACAACGAGGUGA
Molecule: messenger RNA, 1710 nt
Organism: Suillus discolor
Lineage: Eukaryota; Fungi; Basidiomycota; Agaricomycetes; Boletales; Suillaceae
Exons: 11
Coding region: 1-1710 (569 amino acids)
Source: RefSeq, a predicted model, not a curated record